AUGACUGACUGGGCGCUUCCAUACACGACAACGACAGCCACAAUGGAGGUGCUUCUCGGAAUUACGGGCAAGGACUUCACCAUCAUCGCCGCCUCCAAGGCUGCGAUGCGAGGCGCAACCGUCCUGAAGGCGUCCGACGACAAGACGAGGCAGCUGAACAAGCACACGCUGAUGGCCUUCUCAGGAGAGGCUGGUGAUACAGUACAAUUCGCCGAAUACAUUCAAGCAAACGCCCAGCUCUACUCGAUGCGAAACGAGACGGAUCUCUCUCCAUCCGCCAUUUCCCACUUUGUCCGCGGCGAGCUCGCCUCCAGCCUGCGCUCCCGGAAGCCCUACAAUGUCAACCUCCUACUGGGCGGUGUCGACCCCAUCACUCUCAAGCCCGCGCUUUACUGGAUGGACUACCUCGCGUCGAUGGCGCCCGUGCCAUAUGCCGCCCACGGCUACGCACAAUACUACUGCCUCUCCAUCCUCGACAAACACCACCACCCCGAUAUCACCCUUGGCCAGGGCAUCAAGAUCCUCAACAUGUGCACGGACGAGCUGAAGAGACGAAUGCCCAUCGACUUCAAGGGCAUGCUCGUCAAGGCAGUCACGAAGGACGGCGUGAUUGAUAUUGAGUUUGACGACGACAAGGUAGUCAAGAGCGCCUAA
This is a messenger RNA of Verticillium nonalfalfae, 654 nucleotides long. RefSeq names its product Proteasome subunit beta type-4 (gene PRE1). Gene Ontology annotation, biological process: proteasomal protein catabolic process. Gene Ontology annotation, molecular function: peptidase activity. The record is from RefSeq and is a predicted model, not a curated record. Gene Ontology annotation, cellular component: nucleus; proteasome core complex; cytosol. Lineage: Eukaryota; Fungi; Ascomycota; Sordariomycetes; Glomerellales; Plectosphaerellaceae. Bases 1 to 654 code for a protein of 217 amino acids. The transcript has 5 exons.